This is a messenger RNA of Pollicipes pollicipes, 4353 nucleotides long. Its product is annotated as Golgi apparatus protein 1. Gene Ontology annotation, molecular function: fibroblast growth factor binding. Bases 132 to 3491 code for a protein of 1119 amino acids. Lineage: Eukaryota; Metazoa; Arthropoda; Thecostraca; Pollicipedomorpha; Pollicipedidae. The record is from RefSeq and is a predicted model, not a curated record. Gene Ontology annotation, cellular component: Golgi membrane. The transcript has 21 exons.
UAAUGCGUCGUAAGCAUCUUGUGGUAAACAACUGUGCAUGAGAAGAGGGAAGAAGGCGCAGAAGGAGCUGGGUCUGACUGCAUCACUCCCCACUGACGGACGUUCCACCACGUGCCGAGGAGACUCCAGCGAUGUGGGCCACCUCGCUGCUGCGAACGCUGGCCUUGCUGCUGGCGCUGGCGCUGGCCGGGGCUCUGGAGGAGGCGCCGCACCCAGCGACUGGCGCCAAGGCCAGCCAGGAUGCCGAGGUCGACUUCCUGAGCGUCAAGCUGGUGACGCACCCGCUGUGUGUGCAGGACAUUCACCGGCUGUGCGCCGGCGAUAAUAGCAUCGCGCUCAACGACAACACGCCCAACCUGGACAUCAUGAGCUGCCUGCUCGACCAGCAGGAGGAGGAAGAAGAUGCUGGGGUAUCUCCACAGUGCCACCACGUACUCUGGCAGCUGCGCCACAACCUGACCCGCAGCGCCAGCAUCGUGCGCGCGCUCAACACACUCUGUCCGGGUCAGAAGUUUGCGGGCUGCGAGGAGACGGACCAGCGGCCGGGCCACUUCAUCUCCUGUGUGGUGGAGCAGAUGGAUAACGUCGAGGAUGAUGGCUGCGCCGACUUCUUGGAGAACCUGGCCGUCAUGAUCUUUACCGACUACCGGAUGAUCUACAAGUUCGCCGAAGACUGCGGGCCCGACAUUGACCGUUUUCAAUGCGGCCGAUUGGAGGACAGUGAUGAGAAGGCGCACAGCCAAGGCAAGACGAUCGAGUGCGUCUCCAGCCACAUGGAGAAGCUAUCGGACUCCUGCAAGCUGCAGGUGUUGCGCGUGGCCGAACUGCAGGCCGAGGACUACCACAUGGACCGACCGCUCUACUUCGCCUGCCGCGAGGACCGCGAGCGCUUCUGCGCCAGCACCCUGUCCGGCAAUGGCAAGGUCUACCAGUGCCUGCUGCACCACAAGAUGGAGAAGGAGAUGAGCAAGAAGUGCCGCAAGCAGCUGACGCGUCGCCAGAAGAUGACGUCGGUCGACUACAAAGUGUCGAAGCGGCUGCGUAAAGCGUGCAAGACCGAGCUGGCGGACAGCGGGUGUCGGCAGGCGGGCGGACUGCCCGGCGACUCGGAGGCGGCCCACUCCGUCAAGCUCGGCUUCGUCCUGCUCUGCCUCGACAACUACCAGAAGCAGGGCAAGCAGGUGAGCGGCGAGUGCGUCCAGGAGAUGGUGGAUCACCGCCGCGCGCUGAUGGAGGACUACACCCUGUCACCGGAGCUGAUCAUGUCCUGCGCCGAGGACAUUGACCGGCUGUGCGCCACGGAGGCGCAGCUGCGCGGCGGCCAGGUCAUCCACUGUCUGAUGAUGCGCGCUAACCCGGCCAAGGUGGCCGAGGAGGAGCGCAUCUCGAACCAGUGCUUGCGUCAGGUGGAGGACCUGCUCCGCAUGGCUGACGUGGGUCAGGAUUGGAAGGUGGACCCGGUGCUGCAGCAGGCCUGCGCUCCUGUCGUCAGGGAGGCCUGCUCGGACGCCCGCGGUGGCGACGGCGCGGUGCUGAGCUGCCUGGCCGAGACGCUCGACUCGGACGCCAUGACCGACGAGUGCGAGCACGUGCUGCUGCAGAUCCAAUACUUCGUCUCCCGAGACUUCAAGCUCGACCCGCAGCUGUACAAGAUGUGCCUGAAGGACGCCCAGCGCCUCUGCCACGCCUCCGACCAGUGGUGGGAGCAUGGCGAGACGGGCGUCAGUAAUGACCCCAUGGUGCUGCCGUGUCUCUACCGCAACGCCUACCACAACUACAAUGAGACGGCUGCGGACAAGAUGUCGGACGGCUGUCGCUCGGCCGUGCGCCGGGUGAUGAAGGUGCGCGCCGACGAGGUGGACCUGCGGCCGGAGAUCGAGGAGGUCUGCAUGCAGGACCUGGCCAAGCUGUGCUCGGAGCGCACGCAGCGCGGCCACGAGAUCGUCUGUCUGCAGGACAACUACCGAGAGCUGAAGCCCAAGUGCCAGGCGGUGAUCCAGUCGCUGACGCAGGACGAGGCGCGCUACGUUGAACUCAACCCGGUGGUGGCCAGGGUCUGCAAGAACAGCAUCAAGCAGAACUGUAUGCACCUGAUGGAGAAAGGCGGCGUGAUGGAGUGUCUGAUCGAGCACAAGGAUGACCCGGAUCUGAAACACGCCGCCAAGUGUCGCGCCGCCAUCAGCCACUUCCAGAUCAUCAGCCUGGCCGACUACACAUUCAGCUACAAGUUUAAGCAAGGGUGUCAGAGCGACAUCCUGCAGCUCUGCAAGAACAUGGAGAGGAAGGCGGACGUGAUGGCCUGCCUGAGCGCCGCCAUGCUGAACGACACGCUGGACGGCCGCAGGCAGCGCGUCUCCAAGCCCUGCCGCCUGCAGGUGGAGUCGCAGCUGCUGCAGCGGGAGGAGAACGAGGCGCUCGACCCGCGCCUCAAUAAGGAUUGCGGCAAGGACAUCCACACUCACUGUCGCCACGAGUCGGAGAACAAGGGCUCGGGACGGGUGUUGGAGUGUCUGCGCGAGCACGUGGACGAGCUGCUGCCCGCCUGCAGCCACCUGCUGUUCCGCCGCCAGCAGCAGAGCCUCAUCCUGCCCCAGGCCGACUACUUCCUCUUCAACGCCUGCAAGGGCAUGAUCCUCAAGUACUGCCGCGCCCCUGAGAGCUCGGGGGCCGAACUGCUCGGCUGUUUGAAGGCCCAGCUGGACGAGCCGUCGUUCGACCCGACCUGCGAGAAGGUCGUGUCUCGCCGGCUGGCCGAGCAGAAGCGGGACUACCGGCUGCACCCGGCACUGCGGCGCGCCUGCCAGGCCGAGGCGCGCGCCCACUGCGCGCCGUUUCUGGAGCGCCAGACGCCGGACAGCUCACUGCAGGGCCAGGUCACCGCCUGCCUGGCCGGCGCGCUGCGGCGCGGCAUGCUGGGUGACGCCUGCAGCCGUCAGGUGGACCUGGUGCUGCGCGAGGCAGCGCGCGACGUGCGCCAGGACCCGCUGCUGCUGCGCGACUGCGCCGCCGAGAUCGCGCAGCAGUGCACCGGCCUGCCGCCAGAGCGCGUCGGCGAGUGCCUGCGGGAGAAGCUGGCGGCUGGCUCGGCGCUCAGCGACGCCUGCGCCAGGCGCGUGGCGCGCAUCGUCGAGGACGUGAACGUGGACGUGCACACGGACCCGCAGCUGAGCGUGGCGUGCGGGCUCGACCUGCAGCGGCACUGCGCGCAUGUGCCGCCCGGCCACGGCGCGCAGCUGACGUGCUUAACGGAGGUGCACGACCCGACACAGCGCUGCGCGGACGUGCUCAACAUGCGGCUGAAGAUGGUGGCCGCUGCUUUGAAGGUGCGGCCGGUGGAGACGGUGCCCGAGCUGAUCGCGUCCGUGCGCGACUCGCCCAGCCGCGACUUCUUUGUGCUGCUCGUGUUCGGCAUCCUGGUCGUCAUGUUCUUCGGCGGCCUAUGCUGCGGCCGCGUCACCAAGAGGGCCAAAUACAUCCACAAGAUCAAGUAGGAGCGCGGCCACUCGGCGCUGCACAGAAACAUCGACCAUCAGCCGGGCGGACGGCGAGAGGCUGUGCUCGGCACGCGGAUUCGCAUAUCCAACGACGCAUCACUUGGGACGGGCUGGCAGCGACGGGCCAAAUCGCGCGGUGUGGGCUGUCAAGCACGUGCUGGCAUCAGCGUGUGGGCACGCUGCGAGGCUCAUCAGAGCGACGGCGCCGACAAGAUGGCGCCGUCACGCUGGCGAUGGCCGCCGCCGGUGUGGCCCGGGCGGCGGGACAGCGACGGUCAUCGUGACGGUGUGCGUGUGUGUGCGUGACGGACUGCUGCGCCUCGGCUGUGGACUGCUGCGCCUCGGCUGUGGACUGCUGCGCCUCAGCUGUGGACUGCUGCGCCUCAGCUGUGGACUGUUGCGCCUCAGCUGUGGACUGCUGCGCCUCAGCUGUGGAAUGGUGCGCCUCACCUGUGGAAUGCUGCGCCUCAGCUGUGGAAUGCUGGGACGUUCUGCGCCCAGCGGCGCGCUGGCGCUGCCGCUCGUGCCCGCGCUCGUGCCCGCACUGGGAGUUGUCCGGGCCAGCGGUGGGGCGGGUGGCGAGCUGUUCUGACGCGCAAAAGUCUGCCUCGCGCCACCGGCGCCGGUGUGGGGUGGCGAGGCACCGCCGGCUGUGCAGCAUUCCUUCUCGUGCCUCGCUUCUGUUCGCAGCGGGACCGUUACCCGCGUGUUUUGUGGCUUUCCUUUGGUGAUCUGGUGGUGCUCCGUUGCGCUGUCCACGAAUGCUGUUCAACCUUGGGGCAUGUGGGCGCGGCACAUCAAAUCCGCAGUAUGGAUGCAUAUAAAGAAAUGUGGGUCUGAGGUAUGCGCCGGUUGUUCU